Molecule: messenger RNA, 3231 nt
Organism: Punctularia strigosozonata HHB-11173 SS5
Lineage: Eukaryota; Fungi; Basidiomycota; Agaricomycetes; Corticiales; Punctulariaceae
Product: ARM repeat-containing protein
Exons: 13
Coding region: 1-3231 (1076 amino acids)
Biological process (GO): tRNA re-export from nucleus
Cellular component (GO): cytoplasm; nuclear pore; nuclear matrix
Molecular function (GO): small GTPase binding; tRNA binding
Source: RefSeq, a predicted model, not a curated record
AUGGAGGAAGAGCUCAACCAGGUCGUGCAAGCAAUUCUCAUUGCAUCUGAUCCGAGGGCAGGAUCGUUGCAUCAAGAGGCCUUGGGCUAUCUGUCCUCCAUCCAACAAAACUCCAGCAGCACCUGGAGACUGGCUUUAGCUUUGUACGUGGACGCCACCCCGGAGGGCACGCGAAAAUAUCCUACGGAAGUCCGGUUCUUCGCGUUGAGAGUGCUAGAUGAUUUCCUCGAUAACCGAUUUGAACCCUUGGACGCCGAAUCCUUCCAGACCCUUCGACAAGCGUUCCUUGGGUACGUUCAGUCGGAAUUCGCGUAUGGUCGCGCAGAGGCGGAAGCACCAUUUUUACGAAACAAGUUCUCCCACACGUUGACCCUCCUCUUUUUGUGUACCUACGUCGAGCAAUGGCCGAACUUCUUUGACGAUCUCUUCGCGCUUAUCCGCCCUUCCGAGUCGUCCUCGCAAGCCACCCUCAACCACCACGUUUCCAUCCUCUUCUUCCACAUCGUGCUCGAGAUCUCUGGCGAAGUCUUCGACCAGAUCGUGAAAGCCGCCCGCGCGUGGUCGGACGUCAGGCACAAACGCGACGUGCGCAUCCGGGACCUGGUCCGAGAACGGGACGCGGGGAAGAUCAACGAUGCGGUGCUCGCGAUCGUGGCGGAGAACGCGGAUAGAAUGGUGAAGUUGAGAGGAGCGGACGACGUAGGUGCUGGUAACCCGGACUUGGCUCGUGCGAUCGAAGCUGUGGACUUGGGAAUCAGGACGUAUACAUCCUACGUUGGAUGGAUCGACAUCAACCUCACCGUUACGCCUUCCACGAUCCCUUUGUUAUUCUCGCUCCUAUCAGACCCGGAGCUUACAAUCCGCCUGGCAACUUCCGCCGCUCUAUUACGUAUAGUCACAAAAGGACUUAAGGAACCCGGAGACAAGCUGCAGUUGAUCAAAGUUCUGUCCCUCGGAGAAGUCGUCGACGCCCUCGAAGGCAAAACGCGCGCAGAACAAGCAAGCAGAAAGGCGUCUGGUAGCGAAGAUGAGGGAGAGGAAUCAUAUCGCGAGGCGUUGGGUCGGCUACUGAACGGUUUGGGACUGGAAUUGAUGAAACUCGUCGAUGACUGCGAGGACGAAUCGGUCAAGGCUGAAGCGACUCGAUUGUCGAACUACAUAUUGCCCGUGACUCUUCGGUUCAUGGCGGACGAGUACGACGACACCUCCUCGACCAUCUUCCCGUUCCUCCAGAUUGUUCUCGGAAGCUACAAGCGCAGUCGCAAGGUAUCCACAGAUCCGCUGGACGAUGCCAGACGUUCCUUCCUCUCGUCUCUUCUCUCGGUGAUCCUUGAGAAAUUGAAAUGGGAGGAGACAGACAACCCAGAGGAUAUGGACGAGGACGAUAGAUCGGCGUUCGAAGGGCUCAGAAAGGACCUUCGAACGUUCAUGGACGCUAUUCUGAUCAUCGACCAAGACCUUGUGACAGCUGCCGUUCGUAACCUCGCCAUUUCUACACUGUCUGCCUAUCAGAGCGGUACACACGUCAAGUGGAAUGAUGCGGAGCUAGCUAUAUAUCUAGUCUUCAUCUUUGGGGAGAUUAACAAAACCGGCGGAAAGGGUAGAUCAGCGUUUUGUCAGGCUCCUGCCGUUCCCAAGGAUCAGCGAAAGGUAGCCGACUAUUCUACCUAUCCUUUGACGUCUCACGGCGAAAUGCUCAUGGCCAUGGUCAACUCGGGCAUAUCGUCUUACCCUCACACGACGGUCGUCAUGCAAUUCUUUGAGACAGUCGCGCGAUAUGGCGACUUUUUCAAGGUCCGAAAAGAAUGCAUCAUGCCAACGUUACAGGCCAUGGUCGACCAAAGAGGCCUUCAUAACCCCGACACUUCUAUCCGAUCCCGCGUCUACUACCUCUUUCACCGCUUCAUCCGGGAGAGCAGAAACGAGGUCUCAGUUGAUCUCGCCUUGGAGCUGCUUGAGGGUGUCCGCGACUUACUAGAACCGAAAGUCGACUUGCCCGAACUGGAUGAUCCCGCGGAGCAAGACCUGCUGGAAGAAGCCAUACGCAAUCCGGGCAUUUUCGACUCCCAACUCUACCUCUUCGAGACUGUCGGUGUAUUCAUCUCUCUUCUCUACAAAAAUCCGGCGCAACAGGCUGCAAGUUUGUUGUCGAUAGUGCAACCGUGGCUGGAUGAGCUAGGAAGGAGUCUACAGGUGGCCGGGAGCGCGCAGAAGGACGUGAUGGCAAUACUCAAGGUUCAUCACAUUGACAUGGCGCUGGGCAACGUCGCCAAGGGCUUCCCUGAUUAUCCAUCACCACCUAUUCCGCCGGAGUACAUUAUGCCGCCCAUCAAUGUCUUCCGGGAUAUGGCUCAGGCUAUCCUUGUCUCGUUAGAAACUUUGAAAGGGUACAAAGGCAUACGGGAUGCUGCUAGGUUCGCCUUCGCACGAAUUUUGGGCACCACUGGGCCAAACAUUACAGACCUUAUACCGCCUCUCAUGGCCAAUCUUCUCUCGCAUUUCGAACCUUCGGAGCUCGUCGACUUCAUGAACUUCAUUGGCCUUACUCUUCACAAGCUUCAGCGAGAUAUGUUUGACGUCUUAGACCAGCUCAUCGGCCCGUUGAGUGCCCACAUUGGGGAGCUUCUGUCGCAACCCGUAACCGGCACCGACGAUCAGCUGACGCACACCGACACUAAGAGGGCUUAUCUAGCCCUGCUCAACAACAUCAUGGCUGCGAAGCUUCAUGGCAUAUUUAUUUCCCAACGCAACAACUCGCAGUUGGAGCCUCUCUUGACGAGCAUGGAACAACUAGCGACGGAUCUGUCAGACACCAGCAGCCAGAAAGCCGUCUUCACUUUCUUCUCUCGCUGCGUAGCCACAUGGGGGCAACGGACAGACGCCGUCGCGAACGGAUCCGCCCAGGACGCUGGACAAGCGCUUCCGGGUUUCGAGAGGUUCAUCUACGAGCAGCUCGUCCCAGUUGCCUUCUCCAUCUUGUCGCAACCACAACUGAACGUCAAGGAUGGCCAAGUCGUCGUCGUCUUGGGAGAGAUUUCGAACUUCCUACAAACAGUCAUGAAGACGCGUGGCCAGGAGGCCUUCGACUAUUUUGUCAACGUUUUCCUCCCCGCGCAGAACUGGCCGCAGCCGACCGCCCUAGAGUUCGCGACAAAACUGCGAGAUCAAGACCAGAAAUCUUUCCGAAAAUACUUCACCGAAUUCGUCAGGGCCUCUCGCGCGCCUUCAUAG